Oncorhynchus masou masou (cherry salmon) is the source of this 7707-nucleotide messenger RNA. RefSeq names its product membrane-associated guanylate kinase, WW and PDZ domain-containing protein 1-like. Gene Ontology annotation, biological process: signal transduction. NCBI's taxonomy places the organism in Eukaryota, Metazoa, Chordata, Actinopteri, Salmoniformes, Salmonidae. The record is from RefSeq and is a predicted model, not a curated record. The transcript is spliced from 23 exons. Gene Ontology annotation, molecular function: protein binding. Gene Ontology annotation, cellular component: cytoplasm; cell-cell junction. Bases 564 to 5543 code for a protein of 1659 amino acids.
ACGCAUGAAUCCCCUUUACUAUCAGCAGAACCUGAUUGCAGGAACAAAAUAGUAUAAAUUGUUACGCUACCUGCUUAAAGGCACAGAGGGCUGAGUGAACAGCUUUCUCAACUCAUAGGACAGGUAAAAGUAACUGUUUCUGUAAGGAUAUUCUUGAAUAAUAAAUGGGGGAUCAAAAGUAUUGCGGCAGGAGAUUAGACAUAUGCGUGGUCUUGCCGUAGGCUAACAUAUUAUUAUUAUUAGUGAAAGUAAAGCGGACAAUAUAGAGAUCGGAUUAGAUCAACUCUUUGGAUCAAGAUAGCAUGCAUGUUAUUAAAGAUGGGAAGCCAACAACAACAUCUGAGUAUUUGAUCUUAAUAUGGGAAUAGGAUGUGUAGCCCGGACAGCUGCGUAAGAGGAACAUUAUACCUUAGGUGAAAAGAAGAACGAAAAUGAUCCAACCUGGAGUCACGUUCAAACAACCGAAAGUGUUCUGUGUUUCGAAAGCAAGUGUGUGUGUUAUGUAUCACCUGUUUUUUUAAAUAAUCCUAUGGAACUAACGGUUUUCGUCUGGAUCCUUCACCAUGUCAAAAGUAAUUCAGAAGAAAAACCACUGGAUCACCAAAGUUACCGAGUGCGCUGUGAGUCGGGAUGCUCGCGGGGAGCUGAAUGUGGAGCUGCGCGGCGGUGCGGAGAAUGGAGAGUUUCCAUACAUCGGGGAAGUUAGAGAGGAUGUUUUGGUUUAUAAAAACGGACAACUGUCUGAGGGGGAGUUACUGCUGGAAGUUGAGGGUUUAUCGGUGUCUGGAUUGCCACUGUAUGACGUCUUGAUUGUGAUGAAUCGUUGCAAGGGUCCCGUCAGGUUGAAAACUGUCCGACAAGGUAACAAGCUGAACAAGGACUUGAAGCACUAUCUGAGCCUGAGGUUUCAGAAGUCCUCCCCCGACCAUGAGCUGCAACAGACCAUCAGAGCUAACCUCUACCACCAUGCUAUGCCUUGUACGACACGCCCCCCUCGAGACGGGGAGGUCCCCGGGGUUGAUUACAACUUCCUGUCUGUGGAGGACUUCUUGAACCUUGAGCAGAGUGGAACACUACUGGAAAUAGGAACGUUUGAAGGUAACUAUUAUGGGACGCCUAAGCCGCCGAGGCAGCCCGUGGUUGGGACAGUGAUUCUCAGUGAUGCUGUGCUCCUCAACGGCCCUCCAGGCUCCCAGCAGUCCACUCCCAAGCGCACCAAGUCCUACAAUGACAUGCAAAACGCGCAAGUAGGACCUGCAGACUACGAGGAUGACGACCAGGCCACAGAAAUGAACAACAGUUUUACAGGUAACCCUAGCGACCAGGACGAGAGCUGCGGCGGUGUUCUACGGCCGUACCCCGCGCGCGAGAACGCUCCGUCCUAUGGUCUGAACAACGUGGCCGCAUCCACCUCGGACAGCGGGCAGCAGACACACGCCCAGCCCCAGGCCUCCCCAGAAGACCCCCUAGGACCCCUGCCAGGCAACUGGGAGAUGGCCUACACCGAGAACGGAGAAGUCUACUUCAUAGACCACAACACAAAGACCACAUCGUGGAUCGACCCUCGCUGUCUGGAGAAACCUCUAAAACCUCUGGAAGAGUGUGAGGAUGAUGAAGAAGGGGUACAUACGGAGGAACCGGACAAUGAGCUAGAGCUGCCAGCUGGAUGGGAGAAGAUAGAUGACCCAGUGUAUGGGGUUUACUACGUAGAUCACAUCAACAGGAAGACCCAGUAUGAGAACCCCAUAGUGGAGGCUAAACGCAGGAUGCAGCUGGAGCAGCCGCAGCCUCCUGAAGGUGAGCGGUACAUUCGAGAGUGGAUAGAGGAACACUCCUCAGCUGGUGCGCCCCUGGCCGUCUAUGCCAGUAACCACCUGGAGACAUACCGUGACCCCCAGGACCCGCCCCCACUGCCCCCUCCCCCGGGAGGGACCAAACGAGGGAAGCCGUUCUUCACACGGAACCCAGCAGAACUGAACGGAACCUUCAUCAACACCAAACUGAAGAAGAGCCGCCGUGGGUUCGGCUUUACUGUCGUCGGGGGCGAUGAGCCGGAUGAGUUCCUCCAGAUCAAGAGUCUUGUUCUGGACGGUCCUGCUGCUGUGGAUGGGAAGAUGGAGACAGGUGAUGUCAUAGUGAGUGUGAAUGACAUCAUCGUGCUUGGCUACACCCACGCCCAGGUGGUGAAGAUCUUCCAGUCCAUCCCGAUCGGCUCCAUGGUGGACCUGGCCCUGUGCCGCGGCUACCCCCUGCCCUUUGACCCCGACGACCCCAACACCAGCCUGGUGACCUCCGUGGCCAUCCUGGACAAAGAGCCCAUCAUCGUCAAUGGCCAGCAGAGCUAUGACUCCCUGUCCAGCCACGGCAGCCAGACCGGAGGCCCCGUUAACGGGAUGAGGGAGCCGCGGGCCCUCAGCCCCUCGGCGGAGGUGGCGUCCAACGGCUCACAUGGCUACUCCUCCAGCGACGUGGUCACCCUGGCGUCGUCCAUCGCCGGGCAGCCCGAGCUGAUCACGGUGCACAUGGAGAAGGGCGAUAAGGGCUUUGGGUUCACAAUCGCUGACAGCUUGACGGGUGGGGGUCAGAGGGUGAAGCAGAUUGUGGACUACCCCCGCUGCAGGGGCCUGAAGGAGUCAGACAUUCUGAUGGAGGUGAACAAGAGGAACGUCCAGAACAUGACUCACAACCAGGUGGUGGACCUGCUCAGCAAGUGUCCCAGAGGCAGCGAGGUCACCAUGCUGGUGCAGAGAGGAGUGGUGCCAGCCAAGAGGAGCCCCAAGCUGGUGCAGCAGCUGGAGAGGAAGGACAGUCAGAGCAGCUCCCAGCACAGUGUGUGCAGCCAUCGCAGCACCCACACAGACUCUCCCAGCCACCCCUCCUCCAACAUGCCCAGUGAGGCCGUAGGCCCCCCUCCGGCCGCCCCCACUCAGCUGCUGCCUGGCCUGCCUCCCCUGCCCACCCAGGACCCUGGAGAUGGUACCAUGACCCUCCAGAAGAAGCCAGACCCCUUCAAGAUCUGGGCCCAGUCCAGGAGCAUGUAUGAAAGCAGACAGCCAGAUUGCCAGGAGCAGGAGGUCUUCCUGUGGCGGAAGGAUACAGGUUUUGGGUUCCGCAUCCUGGGAGGAAAUGAGGCCGGAGAGCCGAUCUACAUUGGGCACAUAGUGAAGUAUGGAGCAGCAGAUGAGGACGGGCGUCUGCGUUCGGGGGACGAGCUCAUCUGUGUGGACGGCACGGCGGUGGUGGGCAAGUCUCACCAGCUGGUGGUGCAGCUGAUGCAGCAGGCCGCCAAGCAGGGCCACGUCAACCUCACGGUCCGACGCAAAAGCUCAGGAUACGGAGUGGGUAAAGGGGAGGGUGAUGUGCCCCCAUCCCCGGCCUCGUCGCACCACAGCAGCACCCAGGCCCCCUCCCUGACCGAGGGCAAGCGAACCCCCCAGGGCAGCCAGAACUCCCUCAACACAGUCAGCUCCGGCAGUGGCUCCACCAGUGGGAUCGGCAGUGGGGGGGGAGGGGGCUCCGGCAGUGCUGUGGUCCCCGCAGCCCUGCAACCAUAUGACAUGGAGAUCCAACGCGGGGAGAACGAGGGCUUCGGAUUCGUCAUUGUGUCGUCGGUCUCCAGGCCUGAUGCUGGGACUACUUUGGCUGGAAAUGCAUGUGUGGCCAUGCCCCACAAAAUAGGGCGCAUCAUCGAGGGGAGCCCAGCGGACCGCUGUGGGAAACUGAAGGUGGGCGACCGCAUCCUGUCCGUCAACGGCUGCUCCAUCACCAACAAGUCCCACUCGGACAUCGUCAACCUGAUCAAGGAGGCAGGGAACACCGUCUCCCUGAGGAUCAUUCCGGGUGACGAGUCCUCCAACGCGUCUCUGUUGACCAAUGCUGAGAAGAUUGCCACCAUCACCACCACACACACACCCCAAACUGCCACAGAGUCUCGGAAUAACUCAAAGUUGAAACAGGCUCCUCCUCCACCUCCUCCAACACAAGCUCUGCCCUCACAGGAUGCAGAGUUCUACUCUGUGGAUCUGGAGCGGGACAGUAAAGGCUUUGGGUUCAGCCUGAGAGGAGGACGGGAGUACAACAUGGACCUUUAUGUGUUGAGGCUGGCUGAGGACGGGGCGGCUGGCAGGAAUGGCAAGAUGAGGGUGGGAGAUGAGAUCUUGGAGAUCAACAGCGAGAGCACAAAGAACAUGAAGCACGCACGCGCCAUCGAGCUGAUCAAGAAUGGUGGCCGGAGGGCACGCCUGGUCCUCAAGAGGGGCGAUGGAUCUGUUCCUGAAUAUGACACCAGCCAUGACGGGCACUCUCCCACACCCGGGGCACAAGACUCUCCGCAAGUGAGAACCCUGCCACCAAACAGCCGAUAUCACACCUCAUCGGAGUCCAGUUAUCCACCAGACCUUCACAAACCAUCACGCCAUGAGGAUGCUGGACAGGGCCGAGACAGGGACAGGAUGGAGCACUUGGGCCGGCACUUUAACCACCACCACCAUCACACCUGGAACAACAACCACACCAACUCCAGACAACACUCCCCGGACAACAGCACCAGCGGCGGGAACAACAAGAAGAGUCUUGGCCGCAAAUUCAAGAAGUCUGACUCAGAGAGCGGCAUCUCGAAACUCUUAAAGACUCUGCGCAAGGACAGCUCUGGGAAGAAGGCUGCAGCUGCAGCGGCGGAGAAAGAACGAGAGCGCUCCGCUAGUAGCAGUACUCUGGACCAGAGAUAUGGUCGAUCGCGCCGCGGCUCCCUCGACCGCUCGCCCACUCGUAAACGCCACACUUCCCCUGACCGACGGCGGGCCAAGUCCAUGGACCGCAGGGCAGAGCGAGCACACCGGGACUGCACACCUGAGAGGGAGUAUGAUGACGGAGGGUUUCUCAGUCAUGCAGCCACUCCUGAACGACCACUCUAUGACCGUAGGCUCCUGAGAGAACCACAGACCCCAGGAAGAGCCUACAUGGAGGCCACCACCCCAGAACGCCCCAACAACGGGGCCUCCUCCCUGUCUCUCUCCAGGGACCGCACGACUGACAUGAAGGCCACCACCCCAGAACGCCCCAACAACGGGGCCUCCUCCCUGUCUCUCUCCAGGGACCGCACGACUGACAUGAAGGCCACCACCCCAGAACGCCCCAACAAUGGGGCCUCCUCCCUGUCUCGCUCCAGGGGCCGUACGCCCGACAGAGGCAGCCUGAAGAAUGGCAACCUCCUGAGGGACUCGUCGGCCGAGACGAGGGAUGAGAGCUACGGGAUAAAUGGAACACCAGAGAGACGCUACAGGUCAGAGAGAGACUCAUCUCCAAACAGCAGCUCCAGCAGGGAGGAGCUGAACUACACUGCAGCGCCUGCUCCUAGACUGAAGGAUUACUACAGCACACUGAAGAACAACUCCUCCGCUCACCACAACGCCGGCUACAACAAUGCAGGACUUAGCAACAAGGCAGGACAACACCACAACAACGCAGUAGGCCGUGCCCCGAACCAGUUCCCAGAACCUAAGAGAAGGUUUUACAAAGAGAGCCCCAAGGACCUCAGCAUCUGAGUGGACAGAGCCUGGCUUCUCAGCCCUUGAUCUGUAGAGACUACACUGGACUUAGACUUCUGAGGAGAUUGACUCAUGUGAUUUAUCUGAUUGCUUGACUAAUUUGACUACUUGUGAUCCCAGACAGAGAUUCAUACCACAGCAGGAGUACAAUCUUUGUUUUAGUUCUUACUGUACGUUUCUGUUCUCGUUAUUUUGAGCAUAACAGAGGUUGUUAAUACUGUAGUGAAGGUAUGUGUAUGUGCCUAUCAAAUUACAAAUGGUGAUUUAGCUUUUUUAUAGGCGUCUCUGACUCCACGUGUUCCCUCUGAGGUUUCGAACAUGCUCCUUACUGUGCUAACAGGUACUUCAUGAUGAGCUUGUUUUAAUAUGUUUUUAGAUGUUGUUUUCCACCCCAGAAUUGCUUUAUAAAGCAAACUAUAGCACAAGACGUUGGCAGUACAGGCAUUUUAUGGACGACUGCAGUGAAAACCUUAGUGAAUAUCAUACAGAACGAAGGCAAACAAAUGAAUGAAGUAAUAUAUUUCAAAUAAUACUUUUUGCAUUUGACUUGCUAUUUAUUUUCAAUUGGCACACACCAUGAGGAAGCUCGGUAAAAGGACCAAGUUAUACGCCCGAUCACCUGAAAAUAAUAAUAAUUUUUACCCCUGCUGGAUUUGCUGUAGAAUUCUAUAUUUUUGAUCUAUGUUGGUAUGACAUGCCCCUUCCUUACCAAGCCCACAAACCCUCAAAAAUCAGAGAGGGGAAAGAAGACCAUCUAUUGAGAAAAACACCAGGUAUUGUUGAUAUUUCUCUCACAGAGCAGACAAGUCUAAAAACCCACCAGGAUCUGAGGCUGUUUGGGGUUUCUGUUUUUCAGUGUGUCUAGUAAUGAUGAGCCAAGGAGGAAAACUUUAAUAAAUGAUCUCAGUAAGAGGUGUCUGGGUAGAUUGCCUGUGGUGGAAAUACAAUUGAACAAAGUUUUGUAUUCCUGUUCUGAGGACAGUAGAAGCAACACGUUACCUGACAGGAGCCUGUAACAUAAAACCUACUUCACAGUUAUACGCAGCAUGGAGAGGUUGACCGAGAGGUCAGGUGGUUUUAAAGUAACCACAGUCCUAUAAUGACUUGAUCCUACAAAUGUAGGCUGCUUAUUUGAUCCCACUGUUUCCGGAGAAUUUUCCCUUGUGAAAAAUAAAGCGGAUAUUGAUCAACGGCCCAUUGAUCCUAUGCAGGUGAUAUGGGAGUAUUUCUCAAGUUCCUCUCUUCCUCUCCCUGCCCAAGGAAAUUAGGUGAUGAUGUAAUAAUGUAAGGAUGUUGUUGCGAUGAUAACGGAUGGACCGUUCCAGUACAGAGGUGGGCCUAUCUGCCAGGCUGAGCCAUGCUGUCACACCACUGGAGUUUGACUGCUGCUUUGACCGUGUGUAUCCUCUGUUUUAUGUUUCACAAAAGGACUAAAAAGAUAUAGGAAAAUCAACAACAAAUGCAUUGUUUUAUCACUGUUGUUGCCAUGGUACUGUAAAAAAAACAAAAAAAAAACACACAAAAAAAACAUUUAAAGACGUUAACCUGUUGGCCACCACCUGUACAGAAUUUCAAUAUGUAACCAAUAGGAACCCAUUGAGGACUAAAAUGUUGCCUUUUUCUUGUACAAAAGAGACAUUUAUGGGAAACCUCUUUAGUGAGGAAUGUGAUAGUGUUUAUAUUUCUGAAAUGGACCUGAUGAUUCAUGGGAAUUAUGUUAAUGUGCUCUGAAUCAGGUAUGUAAAGACAUUCUAAAAAUGGACGACUUUAUUUGGUCAAUCAGAAUCUCUUUGUUGGUUUGAAUAUUUCUCGAUGGUUAGCCUGCCUUUGUAUUAUAAAGCACUUGUAUGCAGUCGGUGUUCUUUCAGCAUUAUUGCAAUGUGCUCCAGACAUAAUGCUAUCUCUGUGUUGAUAAAAGCAUUACAUGUAUAUGGGCCAAUCUUUUUUUAUAAAACACUAUGCAUAUAUAAAUACUACAUUGUUCAUAGCUUUAUUUAACCCAUGAAGCUAUACAUAACAUUAGUCUAAGUACAAGUAGAUGUGGACUUAACCAGUAAAGCUUCUUUCCUUGAGAUGGAUCACAAUGUAUAUGUAGCUAUCAAAAAGAAGUCUGUGAAUGCUAUUUUUAUUAUCAAAUAAAGUUUUCCAUACAAAUUCAAAA